UAGAUUUUCCUUGUGCAAUUCCACCGAAUAUUUGAUAGAGAAAAAAGUUAGAAGAAUACAACAUCAUGGAUCACACAGAAUUCCGUGUUAAAGCAAAAGAAAUGGUUGAUUACAUAGCAGAUUAUCUCGAGAACAUCAGAGAUCACCGCGUAUAUCCUGGAGUCCAGCCAGGGUAUCUCCACAAGCGGCUGCCCUCUGAAGCACCGCAGCUGCCUGAAAAGUGGGACGAUAUAUUUAAGGAUGUGGAGGAUCAUAUUAUGCCUGGGAUCGUUCACUGGCAAAGUCCUCACAUGCACGCUUACUUCCCAGCGCUGACGUCCUACCCCUCUAUAAUGGGAGAAAUGUUAUCAAGUGCGUUAAAUGUUCUGUGUUUUACUUGGGCGUCAUCUCCGGCUGGGACUGAACUGGAGACCAUCGCUAUGAACUGGCUUGGCAAACUACUGGGUCUUCCUGAGUGUUUCUUGAAUGAGAAGAACGAUAGUCCGGGAGGAGGAGUGAUUCAAACAACGGCGAGCGAAGCAACGCUGGUCAGCUUGCUGGCUGCACGAACUCGAGCCCUCAUGGAGCUGGCGAACCUGAAUUCUGACUUGCAAUCGUCAGAGCUGCUGGGACAUCUGAUAUGUUACUGUUCCGAUCAAGCCCAUUCUUCGGUUGAAAAGGCUGGUUUAAUUGGUCUGGUAAGGAUGCGCUACAUCGAAUCUGAUGAACAUCAGUGUAUGCGUGGCGCGAAGCUUGAAGAAGCUAUCCUCAAUGAUAAGGCCAAGGGAUUAGUGCCAUUCUGGGUUUGCGCAACUUUAGGCACCACUGGUUCAGUUGCGUUCGACAACCUUCGGGAGAUAGGCGAGGUCUGUGAGAAGCAUUCUGCAUGGUUGCAUGUGGAUGCUGCAUAUGCUGGCAGCUGCUUCAUCUGCCCGGAAUACAGACACUGGUUGGACGGUGUGGAUUUGGCAGACUCUUUCGCGUUCAAUCCUUCGAAAUGGCUCAUGGUGAAUUUCGAUUGUACCGCCAUGUGGGUUAAAGACAGCACUGCAUUGCACAGAACGUUCAACGUAAACCCAAUUUAUCUACGACACGAGAAUUCUGGCAAAGCAAUCGAUUAUAUGCACUGGCAAAUACCUCUGAGCCGCCGUUUCCGGGCUUUGAAACUUUGGUUCGUGUUGAGAAAUUAUGGUGUUGUUGGUUUGCAGAAACAUAUUCGUGAGAGCGUGCGCUUAGCUCAGAAGUUUGAAGCAUUAGUUCUUGCAGAUCAGCGUUUCGACAUACCACAGCCGAGAAAUUUGGGAAUGGUGGCCUUCCGUCUCAAGGGUGACAAUACUCUCACCGAACGCCUGCUUAAAAGGCUUAACGCUCGAGGCUACAUCCAUGCAGUACCUGCUUGCUUCAAGGGCGUGUAUGUUAUACGAUUCACUGUUACGUCUCAAAGAACUACCAAUCAAGACAUACUUGAUGACUGGAACGAAAUAAAGAAAGUCGCUUCAGAAAUAUUGGUGGACAUGUUUGGUUCUGAAAAUGGAAAUAUUGUUAUACAGAAAAAGCCCAGGAUCUCAUUGAAAGAAACUCGUGACCUGAACGCAACUUUUGGAACGAGCCUCCUCCUCGCCAACAGCCCAAUGAGCCCAAAAAUCGUUAAUGGCACUCACGUUGCUAUCUGUGAUUAUGAGCAAGUGCUUUCAUCUUGCGCGCAGACUUUUGCUCAGUUGAAAAUGGAACCAAAAGACAGCCCUGAAAUGCGUAGACGUGUCCGCGGUAUACGUAUGUGCGGGAAGAAGUUUUCUCUGGAUUCCUAUAUGGACAUGGUGCAGGGUCUUAUGGUGGAGCAGUCGCUUCCUCAGUGCUCGGAGGAGGAGAGAGAUGACGCUUCUAAUGGAUCUAGCCCCGGCGAAAGAUCCUCCGUAUCAACAUCGCCAGCUACGUCUACUACGACGAUCAAACAUGAUAGCAAUAUAGACAUGAACCAACUACAAGUACCUGCAACGCCAUCCAGACAGUUCAGAUCAAAGUCCAUUGAUGUAUCACUAUCAGACUUGAAGUUAGAUGAUGCAACUGUAUCGGUCGAUAUGAAGAACAAUGAAAUAAUAAUAACACCAACUGGUUCGAAGAAAAUAGAUGAUCAAGUACGUUUCAACGCUGCUGAAGAGAAAUUGAAUAUAGGCGAUAGAAUCAAUCAGGCAUUUGAAAAUUUUCAAGGCAGUUUUCGUGAUCAUAAUGAAGCCAAUGCUAAAUGUGUCGAUGAGGAAGAUGAAUCUAAUUCUAAACUCACUAUUAAAGGGCCAGGUAGUUAUAUUAAGAAACUAAUACAGCAAUUUAGCGAAGGACCGUUCGAAUCGGAGGAACAGAAGCCAGAAGCUGAUAAGGCAGUUUCGACGCAAUCUAUUAAGGAUAGAGCUGACGCUAUAUGCAAGAAAUGCUUUCAUUACAAAGGUAAAAUGAAUAAGUAA
Messenger RNA from Nymphalis io (European peacock), 2438 nucleotides. RefSeq names its product aromatic-L-amino-acid decarboxylase (gene Hdc). The record is from RefSeq and is a predicted model, not a curated record. Gene Ontology annotation, biological process: L-histidine catabolic process; histamine biosynthetic process. Bases 66 to 2438 code for a protein of 790 amino acids. The transcript is spliced from 18 exons. Gene Ontology annotation, molecular function: pyridoxal phosphate binding; histidine decarboxylase activity. Lineage: Eukaryota; Metazoa; Arthropoda; Insecta; Lepidoptera; Nymphalidae.